This is a messenger RNA of Camellia sinensis, 1527 nucleotides long. The record is from RefSeq and is a predicted model, not a curated record. Lineage: Eukaryota; Viridiplantae; Streptophyta; Magnoliopsida; Ericales; Theaceae.
AUAUACACAACACUCGCAGACUCGCAGCUUUCCUUCAUAUUUUCCCACAAAUCAGGACCAGGCGGACCGUUGCUUACUCGGCGACCUUCGCAGGUCACCACCUUGAGUUGCAAAUAUGGCGGAUGGAUCACAGUAUCCUUCAAUUACCCAGAAGAUACAUGGGCAAUCUCAUUUCUUAUCUCGAAUUUCUCCUAACUUGCGCUCCAGGAAUACUGGUUUACACAAUAUGACUGGUGCCUAUGUAAAUGGAGGUCUGCAGAGUCCUCUGCCACCAACAUUCCAAGGCACUGGCCUGGAAUUUGCAUCACCACUAUCCUCUGUUUUCGUACAAGCUCCCGCAGAAAAAGGUUUUCGUAGUUUUAUGAUAGACUUCCUCAUGGGAGGAGUUUCUGCUGCUGUAUCCAAGACUGCUGCUGCUCCGAUAGAGCGAGUUAAGCUAUUGAUUCAGAAUCAGGAUGAGAUGAUCAAAACUGGUCGGCUGUCUGAACCAUACAAAGGAAUUUCGGACUGCUUUGCCCGAACAAUUAAGGAUGAAGGCAUUCUCUCUUUGUGGAGAGGCAACACUGCCAAUGUUAUCAGAUAUUUCCCAACCCAGGCCCUGAACUUUGCUUUCAAAGAUUAUUUUAAGAGGCUGUUUAAUUUCAAGAAAGACAAGGAUGGCUACUGGAAGUGGUUUGCUGGGAAUUUGGCAUCAGGUGGUGCUGCUGGUGCUUCAUCUCUUCUUUUUGUUUAUUCCCUAGAUUAUGCUCGAACACGUUUGGCUAAUGAUGCUAAAGCUGCUAAGAAAGGUGGUGGAAGGCAGUUUAAUGGUUUAAUUGAUGUUUACAAGAAAACCAUUCAAUCUGAUGGCAUUGCUGGGCUUUAUCGUGGAUUCAACAUCUCUUGUGUGGGAAUCAUAGUUUACCGUGGGCUAUACUUUGGAAUGUAUGAUUCCUUGAAACCUGUGGUUCUGGUUGGUGAUUUGCAGGAUAGUUUCCUAGCUAGUUUCUUGCUGGGAUGGGCAAUCACCAUUGGUGCUGGAUUGGCCUCUUACCCAAUUGAUACCGUGCGUAGAAGGAUGAUGAUGACAUCGGGAGAAGCUGUCAAGUACAAGAGCUCCAUCGAUGCAUUUAAUCAGAUCAUCAAGAAGGAAGGUCCUAAAUCACUCUUUAAGGGUGCUGGAGCAAAUAUAUUGCGUGCUGUCGCAGGAGCUGGUGUGCUCGCUGGCUACGACAAGUUGCAGCUCAUUGUUUUGGGAAAGAAAUACGGAUCUGGCGGUGGCUAAUAGGAUCAGUGAUGAUAAUGAUGAUGUUGAUGAUGAUGAAAGUAUGAGGAUUUAGGUUUACUAUAAUAUGUGUUUUAAAAUAAUUUUGUCCGAACAAUGUUACUUUUGAUAUUUCCCCAAGUAUUUAGGGAUUACAUAUUAGUUCUAUAGUACCAGAAUACCUGUUUGAGACUUCAUUUCAUGUUAUGUGUGCUUGAGCUUAUAUACUACAGCUUAUAUUUGCGUUUUUGGUGAGAAAAAUAAAUAUGACAUUGUUUUAAUGA